ACCUCAGCUGAUCCAUUUCUCCUACCUUCGGAUUUUGUCCCAUGAGGUCAACAUUUUUGUGUGUACGGUAGGCUCUUUAUUUUCAAAGAUUAAUGAGUCUCUUACCAAAAACACAUGAAGAUUUCAGUCAAACAGAAUACUGGAAUGAGUUUUUCAAGAAAAGAGGGCCAAAGGCGUUUGAAUGGUAUGGAGAAUACCCGGAAUUGUGUGGCCUUCUUCAUAAGUAUAUUAAACCAAAGGAUGUAAUCCUUAUGGUAGGAUGUGGGAAUUCUACACUAAGUGCCGAUUUGUAUGAUGUUGGUUAUAGACAUAUAACAAAUAUUGACAUCAGUCAUGUGGUAAUCAAACAAAUGCAAGAUGCCCAUGGAAAGGACCGUAUUAAUAUGGUGUAUCAACAGAUGGAUGCACUGAACAUGACUUUUAAUGAUUGUCAGUUCAGUGUAGUUCUUGACAAAGGAACAUUGGAUGCACUUAUGCCAGAUGAUUCUGAGGAUGUUAGAAGAAAAAUUGACAAACUCUUUAAUGAAAUUGACCGUGUUCUUCGUGUAGGAGGCCGUUAUAUUUGUGUAUCAUUGCUUCAAGAUCACAUCCUUGUCAAGUUACUAGAAUUCUUCCCAACAGCUGGUUGGAUGUUACGGGUGUGUCGAUGCAUUGAAGCAGAACAUAGAUCAGCACAAAGUGGAGAUGGAGCAUGUUUACCAGUCUUUAUUGUUGUUUGCACGAAGUUCAAGAAACUUCCUAACAUUCAGCCUGUACUUGAGAUCUGUUUGGCUGGAGAGCAUAUUCAAAGAGUCUGUUCUCAAGACGAAGUCAAGUCUAGUGUGAAAGCUCUUCAGCAGUCAUCACUAGUAUGUUCAAGACUGAAUCGUGGAAGUGUAGCAGGGCAUGGUGAAGUCUUCCUUGAUCUUUUUCGUCCUGGGGAGACAAAUCCACGUUAUACAGUCAAUGUCCUAGAUCAACCAUAUGCCAAGGAAACUGGAAGAAGAUUUGCAGCCUUCAUUGUACCACAGGGAAGGGAGACAGAAUGGCUUUUUGCAACACCUGAGGGCCGUUCAACAUUGCUGAAAUCUGCAGGCUUUGAUCGACUGGCUGUUGUGUCAUUACACAGAGACCAAACAUAUAAAGGACUGGAUGCUGUUCAGGAGGAACUGACUGACAGCAUCUUGCACUUAGCACCACCUGGCCUUUUACAGAAUGCACAAAUUCCAUUCUUAUCAGUUGGUUCUGAUGUUGGGAGAAGGGAAAUUUGUUACCGUGGACACAGUCAGAUGUCUGGAGACUUCAUAGUUGAAGAGGUUGAAGGUGAUGGAGGACAGUUGUUCCGAAGGCUUAUUUUCUUGAACAGCCAAGGUGUCAUUCAGUCCGAGGCACGCUUGAAGCUGUUAAAAUCGAGGAAAGGAAAACCAAAAAAAGUAAUUGAUGUUGGUUAUUUGGCUUGUGAACAUCACACUUACAUGACAGUUGGUGUUGCCCUUGCUGCACCAGAUGGAGCAGAAUGCAAUGUUGCAGUUAUUGGUCUUGGGGGAGGAGGAUUGUGCACCUUUCUGCAACAUUGCUUCCAGAAGAUACGGAUCACAGCCGUGGAUAUAGAUCCAGCCAUGCUUGAAGUUGCCACAGACUAUUUUGAUUUGGUUCAAGAUGAAAGACUUGAUGUGUAUAUUAGAGAUGGCGCUCAGUUCAUUCAACAGGCUGCAGAGAAAGGAACUUCAUUCCAUGCAGUUCUGUUUGAUGUGGACAGCAAAACUCCUGGUGCUGGUAUGAGCUGUCCUCCCCCACAGUUCCUAGAACCCUCUCUGUUAAAAGAUGUAAAGAAAUGUGUAGGAGAUAAAGGUUUGUUUAUCCUCAACUUAGUUUGCCGCAUUUCUAAGCUCAGAGAAGAAGCAAUAAACAACAUCAAAGAUGUUUUCAAAUCAGUCAGCUCCUACAAACUGGAACAGGAAGUAAAUGAGAUAAUCUUUUGUACUGAUGAUGCUGUUGAAGAGAAACAAACAUGGAGAAACAGCUUAGAAGAGGCUGCCAAGAGAGUCAAUGGACUUGCAAAGAAAAGAAAAUUACAGGCUGGAGAUUUAGUAGAUGUCUCAAACCUUGUAAAUUCUCUUAAAAUCACUGCAUGAUUGCUCAACUCAGCAUCUCCUUUGUACUUGUAUCAUAAUUAUAUUAUCUUACAAUAAAUGAGUGUCAUGUGUGCGAUUAAUAAUAUAUGUAAUUAAUGGAAUAAAGACAUUCAGUUUUUAGACGAA
Messenger RNA from Zootermopsis nevadensis, 2240 nucleotides. NCBI's taxonomy places the organism in Eukaryota, Metazoa, Arthropoda, Insecta, Blattodea, Termopsidae. The record is from RefSeq and is a predicted model, not a curated record.